ACGCGCCACUAGUUAUUUUCUAAUACCUACGAUAUUUCGGAACGUUUUCUCAAUGCACCUGGUUUGUGCAUUAAAUGAUUAAAAAAGGAAAAAUUUAAAUUGUGCUCGUGUGUACGAAUAUAAGUGUAGCUGCUGUCAAGAUGAAUGCUCGCUCUCAAUCAUUCGAUCUGACGAUGGAAGGUAGUCAGGUGGACGAAGCUGUCAGCAGUAUCUUUCAUACGAUUCUUUUCCACCGAAGUCUUGGAAAGUUUUUGUACAGUGGUGAAGCAAUGUAUUCUGUGGGUAGUAUUGGAUUCUCGGAUGUAGAUUGUAACUUCUUCGACUACACCUAUCUUAGCUGCACGUCCCCAAGGCUCGAUGAAACCAUAAAGAAAGAGAUUGGAGCAUUUAGCCGUCAGCUGCGUAGCAACGAAAGUUCUGGCACUGGACAGAUUAGCUUGGAAUUUUUUCAACGCAAGAGAGCACGCUGGACAUUCAUGACUGAAUGUAUUCCAUGGGAAGUUUGGACCAUUAGACUGGAUCUAAUAAACCUUACCAAUGAGGACGAUCAUCAAAUGUGUCGCGAGAGGGUCGGGGAAAUGGUGAUGGAUAAAAUUUUCUAUAUCACCGAGGCGAUGAAUCGUCAUGACUAUUUACCAAAGACACCUAACCAGACGGAGCUGGACUCGGUUUUUGACACAUCUUAUCCGGACGUUCAGCCGUAUUUGUUCCAGUUCAAAUUCUCUACGACUGGACCAAGCACUAACUCGGUUGGGAAAACAGUGAGAAAACUGUUCAAAGAAACCCUCUCGUUGUGACUGUUGACAGCAGCGAUAAUUGCAGUAGUCACUCUGGCAAUUGGUCGAAGGAUGUCUUGUGACAAGAAACUGAUUUCAUUGUUUUUUUGAAUAGCGAAUUCCAGAAAUGAUUACAAUGCACAAUGACCCUAUUUCUGGCAUGGUAUAAGCUUAUCGAUAUAAUGCAGCAAUUAUUCGAUUCAAAGUUUAAUUUACAUUCUGUGUAUUCAACGAUUACCGAUUGUUUUACACAAACAUUUCUUUUUAUCAUAAUUUACGAAGUGUACACCUAUAUAAGUCAAAUAGAAGAAAAUUAAUGCAACAUAGUUUAUUCACAUACAUUUUUGACUGAUGUGGAUUGUCCCGUGUUGCGCUUUUUCAAUACAUGAGACGAUUUGAAAAAAAAAACAUCACCAGCAAUCCGAUGCAAACCCCUGGACACGAAGCUUGCCUCAAAGCGUGUUUUCGUCAGUGCUUGAAUUGUUUUCUAAGGUGUAGAUGCUAGAUUUUAUUUUCAUACGAAUGUGUUUGAAGCUAAUUAACAUAAUAUCAGAUUUUGAGGAUGGCAAACCGAACGCGUUUCGUAGGUUUUUUACAGCAACAUCUAAUGUUAUUACAAACAGCAAUCUUAAGAGGAGUCGUGCGUCAGUCAUGAAGCACUUUCUAGUUUCGGUAGCAAUUAUAGGAGCUUAAGUUUAGUUUAACAUGGAUGCAGUUGUGACACAGCGCGGUGUUGAAGAAGAUUAUUUUAUAAGGGAACAUUGUCAGGGAGUUGUAACGAUAAGAUGAGGAUGAGAGGAUAGACAGACUGGAAAUGUGGAGCAUGGCUGCUAUCCCAGAUGUUGGCUUUGAGAGACGUGAUAUGGAGGGAAUAGUUUUUAAGGCAUUCAAAUAUCGAAUUCGUUCGUUUGUUUUUUUUAUUUCAACUCACUGCUAUAUAUGUAGAGAUUGUAACGAAACGGAUGUGUAAUUUUAGAAAAUGAUUUAUAGGAUAGCACAACCAUUAACGUUGCCGAAUUUAAGUAGUAAUUCGAUAUCAAUGUCUGACGAAAGAGAAAACAAGACAAACCCAAAUAGCAAAUAAGGUCUUAAGAAUGCUUGAGAUGAGUAAAAUAAUAAAAGUUGAUCUAAAACGUAA
Messenger RNA from Toxorhynchites rutilus septentrionalis, 1914 nucleotides. RefSeq names its product autophagy-related protein 101 (gene Atg101). Gene Ontology annotation, cellular component: phagophore assembly site. NCBI's taxonomy places the organism in Eukaryota, Metazoa, Arthropoda, Insecta, Diptera, Culicidae. The transcript has a single exon. The record is from RefSeq and is a predicted model, not a curated record. Gene Ontology annotation, biological process: autophagosome assembly; autophagy. The coding region runs from base 141 to 797 and encodes 218 amino acids.